Nomascus leucogenys (northern white-cheeked gibbon) is the source of this 11671-nucleotide messenger RNA. Lineage: Eukaryota; Metazoa; Chordata; Mammalia; Primates; Hylobatidae. The record is from RefSeq and is a predicted model, not a curated record.
GCGGCAGGCACCGGCUGCGCUAGCAGGUACUGGCGGCAGAGGUGACGAGGCCGCCCCCAGGGGGGCGAGCGGGCAGGCGGGGACUCGGCCCGCUGCGCCCCUAGGCUGCGCGGAGCGCUCGCGCUCGGCACUCUUCUCGUACCGCGGCAACAGCGCCGGCGAGCCGCCUCUCCCAGCCCUGCCAGCCCGGGCCCUACCUGCGGCCGCCGUCGUGGGGGGGGGUCCUCCCAGCUCUGCGGAGGCGCAUGAACAAUAGGCGGCGGCGGCUCCUGCGGGCGGCGGCGGCCCCGCAUCCUAUGGAUCGGCCGCUCCAUGGAGCCCUCCAGAGCGCGUCUCGGCUGCCUAGCGAGCGCCGCCGCUGUCGCCCCGCCGGGGGAGGAUGGAGCAGGGGCCGGGGCCGAGGAGGAGGAGGAGGAGGAGGAGGCGGCGGCGGCGGGCCCCGGGGAGCUGGGCUGCGACGCGCCGCUCCCUACUGGACGGCCGUGUUCGAGUACGAGGCGGCGGGCGAGGACGAGCUGACCCUGCGGCUGGGCGACGUGGUGGAAGUGCUGUCCAAGGACUCGCAGGUGUCCGGCGACGAGGGCUGGUGGACCGGGCAGCUGAACCAGCGGGUGGGCAUCUUCCCCAGCAACUACGUGACCCCGCGUAGCGCCUUCUCCAGCCGCUGCCAGCCCGGCGGCGAGGACCCCAGUUGCUACCCGCCCAUUCAGUUGUUAGAAAUUGAUUUUGCGGAGCUAACCUUGGAAGAGAUUAUUGGCAUCGGGGGCUUUGGGAAGGUCUAUCGUGCUUUCUGGAUAGGGGAUGAGGUUGCUGUGAAAGCAGCUCGCCACGACCCUGAUGAGGACAUCAGCCAGACCAUAGAGAAUGUUCGCCAAGAGGCCAAGCUCUUCGCCAUGCUGAAGCACCCCAACAUCAUUGCCCUAAGAGGGGUAUGUCUGAAGGAGCCCAACCUCUGCUUGGUCAUGGAGUUUGCUCGUGGAGGACCUUUGAAUAGAGUAUUAUCUGGGAAAAGGAUUCCCCCAGACAUCCUGGUGAAUUGGGCUGUGCAGAUUGCCAGAGGGAUGAACUACUUACAUGAUGAGGCAAUUGUCCCCAUCAUCCACCGCGACCUUAAGUCCAGCAACAUAUUGAUCCUCCAGAAGGUGGAGAAUGGAGACCUGAGCAACAAGAUUCUGAAGAUCACUGAUUUUGGCCUGGCUCGGGAAUGGCACCGAACCACCAAGAUGAGUGCAGCAGGGACAUAUGCUUGGAUGGCACCCGAAGUCAUCCGGGCCUCCAUGUUUUCCAAAGGCAGUGACGUGUGGAGCUACGGGGUGCUACUUUGGGAGUUGCUGACUGGUGAGGUGCCCUUUCGAGGCAUUGAUGGCUUAGCAGUCGCUUAUGGAGUGGCCAUGAACAAACUCGCCCUUCCUAUUCCUUCUACAUGCCCAGAACCUUUUGCCAAACUCAUGGAAGACUGCUGGAAUCCUGAUCCCCACUCACGACCAUCUUUCACGAAUAUCCUGGACCAGCUAACCACCAUAGAGGAGUCUGGUUUCUUUGAAAUGCCCAAGGACUCCUUCCACUGCCUGCAGGACGACUGGAAACACGAGAUUCAGGAGAUGUUUGACCAACUCAGGGCCAAAGAAAAGGAACUUCGCACCUGGGAGGAGGAGCUGACGCGGGCUGCGCUGCAGCAGAAGAACCAGGAGGAACUGCUGCGGCGUCGGGAGCAGGAGCUAGCUGAGCGGGAGAUUGACAUCCUGGAACGGGAGCUCAACAUCAUCAUCCACCAGCUGUGCCAGGAGAAGCCCCGGGUGAAGAAACGCAAGGGCAAGUUCAGGAAGAGCCGGUUGAAGCUCAAGGACGGCAACCGCAUCAGCCUCCCUUCUGAUUUCCAGCACAAGUUCACGGUGCAGGCCUCCCCCACCAUGGAUAAAAGGAAGAGUCUUAUCAACAGCCGCUCCAGUCCUCCUGCAAGCCCCACCAUCAUUCCUCGCCUUCGAGCCAUCCAGUGUGAGACUGUUUCCCAAAUUAGCUGGGGCCAGAACACACAGGGGCACCUGUCCCCUGCUCUGUCCAGCCACCGACUGGUCCAGGCUUGCUCCAUCCAUAACUUCUGCCACCUCUCCUCGACAAUGUGUAUAUACAUGCACAUAUUGACACCAGGUGAAAGCAGCAAAACCUGGGGCAGGAGCUCAGUCGUGCCAAAGGAGGAAGGGGAGGAGGAGGAGAAGAGGGCCCCAAAGAAGAAGGGACGGACAUGGGGGCCAGGGACGCUUGGUCAGAAGGAGCUUGCCUCAGGAGAUGAAGGAUCCCCUCAGAGACGUGAGAAAGCUAAUGGUUUAAGUACCCCAUCAGAAUCUCCACAUUUCCACUUGGGCCUCAAGUCCCUGGUAGAUGGAUAUAAGCAGUGGUCGUCCAGUGCCCCCAACCUGGUGAAGGGCCCGAGGAGUAGCCCGGCCCUGCCAGGGUUCACCAGCCUUAUGGAGAUGGCCUUGCUGGCAGCCAGUUGGGUGGUGCCCAUCGACAUUGAAGAGGAUGAGGACAGUGAAGGCCCAGGGAGUGGAGAGAGUCGCCUACAGCAUUCACCCAGCCAGUCCUACCUCUGUAUCCCAUUCCCUCGUGGAGAGGAUGGGGAUGGCCCCUCCAGUGAUGGAAUCCAUGAGGAGCCCACCCCAGUCAACUCGGCCACCAGUACCCCUCAGCUGACGCCAACCAACAGCCUCAAGCGGGGCGGUGCCCACCAUCGCCGCUGUGAGGUGGCUCUGCUCGGCUGUGGGGCUGUUCUGGCAGCCACGGGCCUAGGGUUUGACUUGCUGGAAGCUGGCAAGUGCCAGCUGCUUCCCCUGGAGGAGCCUGAGCCACCAGCCCGGGAGGAGAAGAAAAGACGGGAGGGUCUUUUUCAGAGGUCCAGCCGUCCUCGUCGGAGCACCAGCCCCCCAUCCCGAAAGCUUUUCAAGAAGGAAGAGCCCAUGCUGUUGCUAGGAGACCCCUCUGCCUCGCUGACGCUGCUCUCCCUCUCCUCCAUCUCCGAGUGCAACUCCACGCGCUCCCUGCUGCGCUCCGACAGCGAUGAAAUUGUCGUGUAUGAGAUGCCAGUCAGCCCAGUCGAGGCCCCUCCCCUGAGCCCGUGUACCCACAACCCCUUGGUCAAUGUCCGAGUAGAGCGCUUCAAACGAGAUCCUAAGCAAUCUCUGACUCCCACCCAUGUCACCCUCACCGCCCCCUUGCAGCCCAGCAGUCACCGGCGGACUCCUUCUGAUGGGGCUCUUAAGCCAGAGACUCUCCUAGCCAGCAGGAGCCCCUCCAGCAAUGGGUUGAGCCCCAGUCCUGGAGCAGGAAUGUUGAAAACCCCCAGUCCCAGCCGAGACCCAGGUGAAUUUCCCCGUCUCCCUGACCCCAAUGUGGUCUUCCCCCCAACCCCAAGGCGCUGGAACACUCAGCAGGACUCUACCUUGGAGAGACCCAAGACCCUGGAGUUUCUGCCUCGGCCGCGUCCUUCUGCCAACCGGCAACGGCUGGACCCUUGGUGGUUUGUGUCCCCCAGCCAUGCCCGCAGCACCUCCCCAGCCAACAGCUCCAGCACAGAGACGCCCAGCAACCUGGACUCCUGCUUUGCUAGCAGUAGCAGCACUGUAGAGGAGCGGCCUGGACUUCCAGCCCUGCUCCCGUUCCAGGCAGGGCCGCUGCCCCCAACCGAGCGGACGCUCCUGGACCUGGAUGCAGAGGGGCAGAGUCAGGACAGCACCGUGCCACUGUGCAGAGUGGAACUGAACACGCACAGGCCUGCCCCUUAUGAGAUCCAGCAGGAGUUCUGGUCUUAGCAUGAAAAGGAUUGGGGUGGGCAAGGGGGACAGCCGGCGGAGAUGAGGGGAGCUGGCGGGCACAGUCCUUUCUCAGGGUUGGACCCCCUGAGAUCCAGCCCUACUUCUUGCACUGAUAAUGCACUUUGAAGAUGGAAGGGAUGGAAACAGGGCCACUUCAGAGGGUCUUCUGCCCUGCAGGGCCUUUCUACCCAUGUCCACUGGAGGGGCUGUGGCCAUCAGCUCUGGCUGUGUAGGGGAGGGAGGGGUCCAUGCAUGUCCCCCACCCUCCACAGUCUUCCUUGCCUUUGGAGUGACUCUGCAGAGUCACUCAGCCAAAUCUGUCUGCUGCUCCCUCUCCUCAGCCAGUUGGGUGUGUGCAGAGCUGUCAUGGGGUCCCUUUGUCAGCCCCGAGUUCAGCUUCCCAAACACCAGUAUUGGAUAUUCUGUGAUUGAUUUUGCUCCUCCUCCGCUGUCCCCCAACACCCAGGAAUGGGAAUCUGGCUUGGUUCGAGAUAGGAGCUUUUCUGUGUCCUAAGCCCUUUCAUGCUAGCAGGAAUACUGAAAGUGAGGUGGCCCAGUGUGGGGUCAUAGGGCUUGAUAGACCUGGCACUACCUAUCUGCACUUCCAGGUGCCCCACCUAUUUAUCUGAGCCCACAGGUGGAAAGGGGAACUGCCUCAGUGAGAACAGGGGGAUGGGGGUAUUAGGAAAAAUACAGUAAAGUUGCAGUGAAGAGGUUCAUGAAGUAUGUCCUUGUUCUUUUUGGAAACUCUCGGCAAAGGGCAAACCAGCAACUGUUGAGGGUACCCAUCUAGCUACUUGGGGUCAGGACCUUGUCAGACCAGGUUCGGAUACAAUCAUCUGCUCAUCCCAGGAAUAGUUUCUUGGGGGACUCACUCACUGGUGCCAGUUCUAAGUCAGAGACAAAAUUCCACUGUCUGUUCCUUUUGUUGUCUGAACUUUAUGUGUUACUCCCUUCCUUUGGUCUUCACUCUAAUCCCUGGAGUUUGUGGGCUUUUGGUUAUGUUCGGUUAGUAGAUAUCACCGCAAUGCCCUAGAACAGCUAUGAAGCAGAAUACCAAAUGGCCACUGGACACUGGGACUUGGGAAUUCACUCUCAACUGGGCCAUCCAUGUUGUGAUGCCCUUGAAGUAAAAUGGAGCCAGCAGGAUCUGUAAAUGCAUGUGGCAAAGUGCUAUUUAUAGGGUGCCCAGGGAGCCGCUGAUGUACAAUAACCUUUGGGUCUCCCAUACUGGAAACUGACCAAGGCCUGUGCACAGGUAGCCCCUCAUGCUGGGCUCUGGACCAUAAGCUGAGUAGGAAGGAUAGCAGAGGCCAACCCUGACCUUUCUGGAAGUUGUUUCCUUAACUUGAAUGUUGAAUUUCCUCUAAAGCUUUCUCAUGUAUGUCUUCUCCAUGCGACUGCCCUGAGGCCUCCUGUGUUAUGUGUGAACAGUUGUCUUUAUGUGGGAAUGACGACUUAAUUGGGAGUAGAGUCUCAAGGUCAUUCCCCUCUUCCCUCGAGGCUCUCUGAAUGCUGCUCCACUGUCUUUUGUCUUGGAGGUCACUCAGCAGGUUCCUUGCAUUUGCUGCCUGGAUGUGCAGCUGGCAACAGUGAUGAAUUGGUCACUGCCCUUUCUCUAUAACUGGGAUAGAUGUCCUGCCUUGGGGAUCACUAAAGGGGUGACCUUGUUCCUUGCUUUAUGAGCCCAUUAGCACUUUGAUUCAAGGGGCCCACCAGUCUUGGACGGGAAGGCACUACUGGUUUUGUUGCCCAAGGUUUUGUUAUUGCUUCUCUUCUGUGUCCUUCUCUUUGUUCAGUGAAGCCAAUAUGUAAGAUAUUGUUACAGUAUUUUAUUGUUCAGUGAAGCCAAUAUGUAAGAUAUUCCCCUACUCCUGGGCUAGGAGGAAAAAAUGUAAAUCUUACCAGCAGUUCUAGCCAACCAAGUGAUUCUUCAUUCUUGAUGGGGAGAAGUACAUACAAAGUCUGUUCUGACAGGGCACGGUGGCUCAUGCCUGUAAUCCCAGUGCUUUGGGAGGCAGAGGCAGGUGGAUCACCUGAGGUCGGGAGUUCGAGACCAGCCUGACCAACAUGGAGAUACCCUAUCUCUACUAAAAAUACAAAAAAAUUAGCCAGGCAUGGUGGCACAUGCCUGUAAUCCCACCUACUCACAAGGCUGAGGCAGGAGAAUCGCUUGAACCUGGGAGGCAGAGGUUGCAGUGAGCCAAGGUUGCGCCAUUCCACUCCAGCCUGGACAACAAGAGCGAAACUCUGUCUCAAAAAAAAAAAAAAAGGUCUGUUCUGUGCCCUCCUUCCCCUGGACCCUCCAUAACCUCAGGCUAAGCCACGAACACAUCUGUAUAUCCUUGGCUGCACUAAAUGGCCCUCUUGUGGCCCUCCAAACCAUGCUGCCUAUACACAGUGCUCUGUGGUAUGAAGCAGAGAUUUUUCCUUUGCUCAUUUUUAACUUGCCAUUGUGGUAGGUUGCAGCCAUCUUUCUAGAUGUAGUGUAACUGAUGUAGUGUAACUGAAUGAUGGUCACCUGCCAUUGAGUGAGAGGUUGAAUGCCAUCCUUACUUGUCCACUGUGGGGAAUGAUAAAGCAAGGCUGGGUCUUUCUAAGGAAAUAAUUGUACCUGAAAGAAGCAAAAGCAGGGUUAUCCGAAGGUGCUACUGUGAGCAUCCAUGAAGAAGGAACAGUUACCAUCUCUCAACUCCUAUACACCUGGUCUCUGAUGGGCCCCUGACUUCUGCACUCUCUCAGUGGGGCAAGGUUGGAGAUGGGCUAAGGAUCUGUAUAGUAGUAGCAGGUCUCAGUGGCUUUCUAUUCACUCAGGUUCGCUUGUUCUGUGGUCGUGGUCAGGAGCAGGCCCUGGAGCUGUGGAUGAAGCCACUUGAGUGGCAGUAGCUGGGCCCCCUUUCCCCUGCCUUCCCUUUGCACAAAGACACAUUCCUUCUGCUCUUGGCAGGUGCUCACUUCAUGGAAGAUGGUAAUAGGAACAGAUACUGCUCUCUGCCCCUGCUCCUUGGAUUCUUCAGCUCCUACCGCUGAUUCGGAUUAUCCCCUGUUGACUCCCUUGGGGAUCCAGACUGCUGCCAGGAGGCUGAGUAGAUACCUCAGUUAUCUGUAUGUUAUUUCUGAGAGGCUUUGGCGGAUCUUCUUCACUUGGCAUCCUGUGGCAUCCCUAGGGUCUGGUAGUAACAAUAAUAGCAACAAUGAUAUCUUACAUUUGGAUAACUCAGAAUAGUGCUAACUUUUCCUCCUGACCUUUGCAAAAUGACACAUUUUCCUUGUACAUUUGAUACACUUGCUAGUAGAGAAGGGGACAUGCUUAAAGAUGAAAAUUCAAGUGAAGAGAAAUGAAAAAGUGGCUUGGACUAAUUGCUGAGUGAAGCCACCGGGCUCAGAACUGAACAGGUUGGCUGCAUUCCCCAUUCUGCUUUUGCUGUGUGGCCAUAGGCUUGUCUCUUUAGCCCCUCUCAGAUUUCCUUCCUUUAAAAGCAAUCAUUACAUGCCUUCCUCUCAAGGGGGUUGGGUGUAUGUAUCAGAGAAGGUCAGUGAAGCACCGUAGCUCCUUGCCAGCUCCUAGAGGAAGCUGCUUUCAUCUCUACAGGAUGAAUCGCUGAAGUUGAGUGUGUGGCUCUCGUCACCUUUGCCUUGAGGGAACUUGCCUUUUCUUUCGUCCUUUGGCUUCUGGAAGAGGAGUGAUUUGGAGGUGGCUGAGCAUGACUAAUGGGGGCCCCAGUCAGGCCCAUGCCCUUCUGCCGCAUUUAUGUAGCACCUGGUGUUGACAAGCAUUCUUUCCUAAUUCCCCCACUUAACUUGUCGGACGCUGUCUGCCAAUGUCAUCCUCACCAUUUGUGUCUUACAGAGAAGGAAAUGGGAGAGGGAGGUUGGUAGCAACAUCAGAGUGACAGUUGGCUGUCUCUCAUUUCUCGGGGUCAUCAGUCUGAUUUGUUUAGAGCCUGGAAUCAUCCCAGUUCCUGGAAGAAUCUUUGGAAAAGGGUUCCCUUGCUCUUGGGACAUGUGUCAUGGUCACUAAGCCCCCUUUCCCUCAGGCUACUGUUGCUCAGGGACACAGUGAGAUACCCCUAGGACAUCUAGACCUGACUUUUCAUGAACUCUUUUGCCUCUGUGGUCCCGACAUUGGAGUCCUCCCUCCCGCCUCCUUCAUUUGUGUGAAGGAGACACCUCCCGAGCAAUCCUAACUCAUCCAGCUCACUUUUAACAAAGCAAAGAGCAGAGGGCACUGAAGACUGGAUGGCUGUGAAUGGCACACCUUGGGGUGGAAAGUGUGUUGGCAGGAACCUGGUGAUAAAAGCUGCCUACUUCCUGGGUGUGUGAAUUUGCACACAUCUUUUCCCGUCUCUGGACUUCAGAAGCCUACUGUGAACUGGGGACGAUGCUAUCUACUUUCCCUCCUGAAGCCCUUCUAACUUUCAAAUGUAUGGUCCUGGAGCCAUGAGCCCUGCACAGAAACUGCAGCCUUGCCAGCUUGCUUCCCUUGGUGCAGAAAAGUGUGCGUGUGUAUGAAAUAUAUGUACGGUUUUACGUCAAAAACAGUCGAAUAUCAGCUGUUUCAUAUGGUUCACCCUAAUGUACCUGCCUCUCUCUUUGGCUUUAGGUCUGAGAAUGACUUGUCUUUGUCAAGGUAUACUAUUGUUAGAAACACAUUACCAAAUGCAUCUCUUCUGUCGGGAUCAGCGUAUUCCUAGAUUAGGAAUUCAAAUUAAUGAAAAUUCACAUGUGAAAGGAAAAUCCAUUGCUGUUUCUGGAGAGGAUCUCAGUCCUGGGCUUUUCCCUGGCAUUGCUACCUGGGUGGGUGCUCACCACUUCAGGUGCUGGUGUUGGAAGGCAGGAGGAGGAAGCUGAAAUCCUGCAAGUUAAGGCUAAUUAACAGGGCUUAGGUGCCUAAUUAGCGUGACUCAGCCCCGGACUUCUGGUUAGCUGUGCGGGCCAGGUGAGUCUCUUACGGACUUCCUCUCAGACUGCUGUUUCUCAUUUUGUCCUGAUGAGAUAUUGACAGUCAUGUCCACCCGCUUCCUCAUCCAUUUCCCGUCUUGGGCCCUGGAAGUACCGGGGCCUCUGUAGGCUGCCUAGGGAGCCCUGGCUUUGCUCUGCAUGUUGGACUCACUCCAUGAUCAGGAGCCAGUACGACUGCUCCUUCCUGAUUCUUACCGCCUGUGGUUCCCCAUCCCCUACAGGGAGCCUGCUUUGGGCCUUGAGCUGGAUAGAGGGAAGAGCUUUGGGGCCCAGCUGGUUAUGGGAGCUGAGCUUUUCCACACCUCUCUUUGUUAACCCUUGGAAACAGACCUGCCUUUCCCCUGACCCGUCUUCCUACCUGUCUGGUCUGACCUGCCCUCCUUGAAAGCACUCAUCACCUAGUUUUACUAGGCUGAUUGGCAGAUGUGGACAUGAUAGGUGUCUAUCGAGAUAGGUGUCUACCUAGUUAGGUGUCUCGGGAUUGGACAGCAGAAUGCCAUUCCAGGGGUGCACAGACAGGCCUCUCCUACCGGAACACGAGGGAUAGACGUCUGGGCAUUCUGAACCCAGAGGUCAGAGUAGUCACAAGCGGAGCCCAGGGAAGUGAGGGCCCCAGGACAUGCCCUGCGCUCACUGAAGUCCAAGGCUAGGUUUCAGAAGUAGUAUGCUGCCCGUUCCUGAGAUCCUUCACACCUGGACACCAACCCAGACAAAGCCUGACUUAAAAUUUUGAUACUAUAUUCAUCGUGGAAUUUUUCAGUAACUGAUUUUUAAAAAAUACUGCAUUGCAAUAUGAUUUAUCUCGAUUACUGAGGUUCGUUUUUGGUUUUUUUUUGGCACCCCCUUAAAUUUUAACCCAAGGUGAGGGCCUCACUCCACUCUAGACCCAGCUCUGCCUGCCCCUCACCUGGACCUGUGAGAGGGGCUUAGAUAACACUGUGAAAUAGGUUUUAUGUUUUUUUCUUGCCCUUCCCCUCAGGUCCUGAGUGAGGCAGCGGCUCUCUUGGGGUGCUCGCGUUUAAAUAGGAGUGUGUAGACUUACAGCAAUGAAACAUCUAGGAGCUUUUAACUUUGGAUCUACACCUGGGUGUGACAUUUCCUUGGUGUUCUGGCUGCCUUUCCGGCUCUGCAGCCCUGAGGGCACUUGUGUGUGUGUGUGUGUGUGUGUGUGUGUGUGUGUGUGUGUGUGUGUGUGUGUUCCCUGGAGAAGGGAAGCGAUUACGGCACAGAGGCUCCUUUAGAUUCUCAUCUUAAACCUCUUUGGAACAUGUUUAAAUUCCAGAAGUGAAUGAACUUCAUUCAUUCUCUCCUCCAGAUUUCAGAAGGGACUGAAGUGAAUGGAGGCUUUUUCACUCCCUGGCAUGCCAAGAGCCACAUUCCCUAGCUCUGUGCCUGCACAGUGAGUCUUCAGAAUUUGGCCCACCACACCCUCUGCUAGUAUCGUUUCCACCACCCUCCUCAUCCUCUGUCAUCUUUAUUUCAUUCUCAUCGUUUAUCUCUACCUCCAGUUCAGACGCCAUGCUGGCUGUGGCUCUUUUCUUCAUCACCAUCAGAGUGAGGCAAAGAUGUAUCCCGGCCUAGUUAUAAAGACAAAUAAUACAUGAUAAGAAAUCAUUAAUUUUUUCCACGUGGGGGGCGGUCCUGUCCUAGUGAUUCAUAUAUAUAUAAUUUUUGACUCCUUACAAUAAUUCUGGGAUGUGGGUAUUACCCCCAUUUAAGAAUGUGGAAACCAAGGCUCUGAUGGCUGUGUAAUUUGCCAAGGGUCACACAGCUAGGAAGCAAGUUGCUGAUCUGCUUGGUUCCAAAGUCACCUUUUUUUUUCCUCUGAGCACAUUUCUCAGCCACUACUUAGAAGCUCUUGAGAUAAAGCUGGCCUAGCUCAGGUCCACCUAGGUUUUGAGAUUGCCCUUUGCCCAAGGAGGAGUUGUGUCCUUGGCUCACCUGUCGUCUGCCUGUGACUGGACUUGAACCCUUGCAGGUCUCAGCUGACAUCCUCGAUGCUGCUGGCUGCCUUCCUCUCCCUGUUUCCUCUCCGUGAAUCCAGGGGUUGGAAGCACACAGGAGUUGGACAUGUCAAUUCUGUAGCUCUUCUCCCAACACCACUGAAGGCCAUGAGCCUCUCUCCUGUUGCCAGCCUGCAGGUGCCCCAUUGCUGCUCUUCAUUCCAGCUUCUCCUCACUUUUCUCUCAGCUUCUUGAGCUUGGAAGCCUUACUGUAGCUUGUGUCUCCUCCCUGGGCACUUGAGGUCAGGCUUUUGCCUUUUUGUCACAUUGAGCCACAUGCCCUUGAUACACAGUUGUAGCAAAGAAGGGAGGUGAUGAACUUGCUCACUUUGUUUUCUGAUUUCCCUCCCUACUCAUCCUGCACAUUCACCCACAACCACUCCCCACCGAAACCCAGAUAUCUUAUAGUCUAAGGCUUGUAGAGGAAUAAGGAAAGGAAUUGGAGAUGGGUUUUACUUAGUUCACAGAAAAGCUUUCUUUGGGAUUUUUCCUCCCCCUUAGGGCUUUUAAGUCUAGGUGAAGUGAAAGUUCACGUGUGUGUUUGUUUGGUUCCUCUGUAAUUAGCUACUAGUUUUUAACCCUAGACCUUCUCUGCUCCAAUGUCUUGUCCAUGUGUCCUGACCCCGUGUCCUUGAAUUCCCACUUUGCUUUGGGAUUUAAGUUAUUGUAUGUUGUCAACAAUAUUUAAAGAUGAAAAAGUCCUGAAGGAAACUUAUCAGGUUUUCCUUUGGCUUUUUUUUGUUUUUCUUUCAAGGUACUGUAAAUUGUUAACUAGGGAUGCCAAGCAGGCUUGGUUCAAUGGCUAAACCUCUUAUUGUAUUACAGUGUAAUGCUGAUCUCAGCCUGGUCUCAAUGCCAGAGCACACAGAGACUUGAAUAAAACUGUUACAACGAUUA